CCAUCGUGUCAUCCUUAUACGGCAUUAUUGUGAUUGUCAUCUCAACCAUGGCAACCACGAUUAAAGGAAUCUACAAGAGUUUCAAAUACAUCACCCGAAUAUUUGUUGUGAAGGAGCGUGAGAUGGAAAUUGGGUACCCGACAGAUGUUAAGCAUGUGGCUCACAUUGGAUGGGAUGGCCCUCAAGGGACUGGACCCAGUUGGAUGAAUGAUUUUAAAACAUCGCCUGAUUUUUCAACGUCGCUAGGUAACUUGGAUGAACUAAGGGACCCCAAUCCUAUGGCUCUCACUACAUCAUGGUCCUCCCAAGAUUUUGAAGAGUCAACUGGAAGCCAAAUGACAUCAAGCAUUUACAAAGGCAUCCCAUCUGCAGGGGUUCCUCAUGUUCCUAAGAAGCCCAAGCGGAAAAAGACUAAGUCAACUUCCUCUUCUGAGUUGCUAUCUGCUUCAUCAAGACAGUCAAGAGCAGCAAAGUCAAAGGCUACGUAUAGUGAGAGAGACGCAACGCCAAUUGCUGAAGUGUAGCAGGUUCCAGAUUAUAAUUUAGUGAGAGAAGAAGAUUUGGCAUUGUGAAUAGAAAAAACCAUGCUCUUAUCCUAAAACACAUUAGGGAAAAACCAAACUACUUGUCUACAGGCUGAGAAUAAAACAAUGAAAAACCAAAGGUGGUGG
Molecule: messenger RNA, 671 nt
Organism: Gastrolobium bilobum
Lineage: Eukaryota; Viridiplantae; Streptophyta; Magnoliopsida; Fabales; Fabaceae
Product: CRIB domain-containing protein RIC10
Exons: 4
Coding region: 48-524 (158 amino acids)
Source: RefSeq, a predicted model, not a curated record